CACCAUUAAGUCACGUUAAGUAACAUUUUGUUGCAAUUCCAGUAUUUGAGCCAGUCGUCAAGUCACGUAAAUCGGAGUAUAUUGAAACCCUCUUGAGUGUACACGACGAUUUAUGAAAACACAUCUUUAGGGAGAAUCGAUUGCUUUUAGGUCCAAAUCAAGAUGUUCCACACAUGUGGACCCAAUGAAGCCAUGGUGGUGUCUGGCUUUGGUCGUUCCCCUCCUCUAAUGAUCGCUGGAGGAAGAGUGUUUGUCCUCCCCUGUAUUCAACAGAUCCAGAGGAUCACUCUGAACACCCUGACUCUGAAUGUGAAGAGUGACAAGGUGUACACCCGUCAUGGAGUGCCCAUCUCUGUCACGGGCAUCGCCCAGGUGAAGAUCCAGGGUCAGAACAAGGAGAUGCUGGCCACGGCCUGUCAGAUGUUCAUGGGGAAGUCUGAGGCUGAGGUCUCCAACAUCGCCCUGGAAACACUGGAGGGGCACCAGAGGGCCAUCAUCGCCCAUCUGACUGUUGAGGAGAUCUACCAGGACCGUAAGAAGUUUUCUGAGCAGGUGUUCAAGGUGGCCUCCUCUGACCUGGUCAACAUGGGCAUCGGCGUGGUCAGCUACACGCUCAAAGACGUUCACGACGACCAGGACUACCUCACCUCCCUGGGUAAAGCUAGGACAGCUCAGGUGCAGAAGGAUGCCAGGAUCGGAGAGGCUCAGUACAAACGAGACGCGGUGAUCCGUGAGGCCCAGGCCAUGCAGGAGAAGGUGUCGGCCCAGUAUCUGAAUGAGAUCGAGAUGGCCAAAGCCCAGAGAGACUACGAGCUGAAGAAGGCCUCCUACGACUACGAGGUCAACACCAAGAAGGCGGAGUCUGAGAUGGCCUAUCAGCUGCAGGUGGCGAAGACAAAGCAGCGGAUUGAGGAGGAGACGAUGCAGGUGAAGGUGGUGGAGAGGUCUCAGCAGAUCAUGCUCCAGGAGCAGGAGAUCACCCGUAAGGAGAUGGAGCUGGAGGCCACGGUGAAGAAGCCUGCUGAGGCAGAGAGAUACCGUCUGGAGAGACUGGCUGAGGCGGAACGUGCACAGCUCAUCAUGGAGGCUGAGGCAGAGGCAGAGUCCAUCAGAAUGAGGGGCGAUGCUGAGGCGUUUGCUCUGGAGGCUAAGGGUCGUGCUGAGGCAGAGCAGAUGGCUAAGAAGGCUGAGGCCUUUAAACAGUACGGGGAGGGAGCCAUGGUGGACAUGCUGCUGGAGAAACUACCACUGAUAGCAGAGGAGAUCAGCAGGCCCCUCUCCAUGGCCCAGAAGGUUACCAUGGUUUCCAGCGGCGGCGGUGAGGUGGGCGCUGCCAAGCUGACCGGAGAGGUUCUGGACAUCAUGACCAGACUACCAGCUGCUGUGGAGAAACUCACUGGAAUCAACAUCUCACAGGUUGGCCUGUCCACCCGAAUGGGCUGAGAAUGGAGCCCAGUGACUGAGACAGCAUGCACCGUCAGACCAGGAACUCCAUACUGCCUCCUUGUGCCUAUAAUUACUAUUACCUAGUGUAGUUGUCUGUCUGCAUGCCUGUGUUAGCACGGUAGUCUUUCUUAGAGCAUGUGUCAGCACUCUCAUUGGCACUGAUCUGGAAACAAAGGAUGGGUCAAAGCUGUAUGUUGUAGGCCUACUGUGGGAGUUUGUGUCAUGGUCAUUCAUAUCUCUGUUAGAUCAGCUUGGAUAAAGGAAAGCACUUUGGGCAAGCAGGACACAGCCUUAGUAGUUCUGGUAGCAACGAGCCUCUUUUCCCCGUCCGUUAUUCAGUGUGUUUUAAUCACUGCUUCAAGCCUGCCUUUCUGUCUCCCUCUAUUACAGGUUUGGGUCCAUAUAAACUGUUCCACUGUCACAUAGUUGUGUUUUAGUUGUAAUUCAUAGAGUAUUAUUUCAUUGGGAUGUGGUUGAGAAAGGAUGUUUUCAUUCUCUUCAUUCUUUGUUGUUCAUAGGAAAUAAUCGUGUCAGUAUGAGGUUUGUCAGUUGAUUGUUUUGUCAACAUUUGCAGUUGUUCUAUAAGGUAGUCUGUCUUGUUGUGAGCAUGGUUGGCUAGCUAGUUGCUAUUAAUUGCUUUGCAAAUGAAGAAGAAAUUCUCUUUACUUUCACUGUGGACAUUUCUAAUUUUUUAAAACUAAUUGUAGUACUGGUAGUCAUGUUAUUAAACAUGUUCUACCUGCUUAUAGAUUCUAGUACCUCUGUCUACCAACUUAUGGACAGUGGUUUUCCACUAUGUGCUCCCCUGACAGUAGAUCCUAGAUCAGUCUACUGAUAUCACUAUCCCUCUAGAAUGGCCAGUGCCUUAUGAUUAAUUAGACUUUAAAACACAUCAAUACAAGCCAUAUUACAGUAGAAGCCAAGUUGCAUGCAGAUAAUGCUGAUUUGUGAUCUUUUUGCCAUGACCCUGCCAUAUGUGUGGGAUAAAAUCACAAACUAUAUGAUGGGUUGGCACUAAAACCUCUUCUCUCUGUUGGUACAAUACUGGCAUAGACACAAUCAAUAGAGUACUGAAUUUGAUGGUUUUUCCAUAGCAAAAUAAAAACAAGGAACUACA
Molecule: messenger RNA, 2563 nt
Organism: Oncorhynchus nerka (sockeye salmon)
Lineage: Eukaryota; Metazoa; Chordata; Actinopteri; Salmoniformes; Salmonidae
Product: flotillin-1-like
Exons: 12
Coding region: 163-1443 (426 amino acids)
Biological process (GO): protein kinase C signaling; protein localization to plasma membrane; positive regulation of cell-cell adhesion mediated by cadherin
Cellular component (GO): cytoplasmic vesicle; flotillin complex; plasma membrane
Source: RefSeq, a predicted model, not a curated record